Venustampulla echinocandica is the source of this 978-nucleotide messenger RNA. RefSeq lists its product as uncharacterized. The coding region runs from base 1 to 978 and encodes 325 amino acids. Lineage: Eukaryota; Fungi; Ascomycota; Leotiomycetes; Helotiales; Pleuroascaceae. The transcript is spliced from 3 exons. The record is from RefSeq and is a predicted model, not a curated record.
AUGUCUAUAGAAACCCUCUCCGAGUCAUGGUUCGAUAGUAGGGCAUUGACCUCGGAUGACGAGCCAGCUACACCUGCGGAUGUAACAGCCCUGAAACGGCUCUUGAAAGGUGUUGUUUCUCCAUCAGUUGCCGCGAACGAAAUCAUGACCAUGAGCGAAGAUGAAGCGCCACUCGAUUCGAAGCUCGAUCGCAUUGCAUGGCUGAUGUUCGAUGUCGCCAUGGAGUAUCCCGCUGGGCAACCUAUCAUCUUGGAUCUUGAAGACGCAAUUAAUGCUUUGCCUAACUUUAAUAUGAGCGACGAGCAGAAAGCAAGCUUUCCUAAAAUGGCGGAGUGGAAGCGUCUAGACGCUUUGGGGGACGCGAUUGGUGAUAUGUAUAGGUCAUACUGGGCCAAUCGCAAUUCUCCAGAUGGGGAUAUGAGUCUGGCGGAAAGGCGCCGAUUGUGGGCCGCCAUCAAUGCGUUCUUAGCCCGGCGUUGUAUCCGUCAUGGCACCUACCACGAUUUGCACCGUGGUUUAGUGGCGAUACGUACAGCAUUAGAGGAAGAGCCAUGGAACGGCCAGGAGUCGCAGCCCUCGGCAUCUCAAAGCAGCAUUUAUAGCUUAGACGCUGAAGUCCCUGCUGCUGCUGAGUGGAUCCUCAUUGCAGGUCGACUCAUCUACAAUUACAUUGACGAGGAAAGAUUCUCGGCGUUGGCAAGCACUACCGAUUUAUGGAAGGGUAAACCCAGGUUCAGCAAGGAGAGAUGGGCAUUUUGGAAAUCGCGAUUGCGAUGGAUUGAGAUUCAAGCAAAGCUGGCCGAUAAUACUAGAUCGGUUGCAAAGAAGGCAGCAGAUGAGAUGGACGAGAUCGAAAGGCUCCCUCAGGAGCUACUCUGGUCGGGGAAAGUUGACAAAGCCCAUCCGCUUGAUUCUUGUGCCUGCGGCGCAUGUAAUAAGCAGAGACUGCAGAGCGGAGAGGAACCAAAGCGGAAAUAG